Molecule: messenger RNA, 1510 nt
Organism: Exophiala oligosperma
Lineage: Eukaryota; Fungi; Ascomycota; Eurotiomycetes; Chaetothyriales; Herpotrichiellaceae
Exons: 2
Coding region: 107-838 (243 amino acids)
Biological process (GO): protein folding
Cellular component (GO): cytoplasm
Source: RefSeq, a predicted model, not a curated record
CUUCACUUCAUCCCAGAUCAUUGGUGCCUAGACAAAAUUCGACACCUAGUUGGAGGUCAGGAUGAAAAUUUGAAGGUGCUGCGAUCACUCCAUAUCUCUCUUCAACAUGGAUAUGCCAGUCAAUGUGCCAGUUGAUGACCCGAAUGCCGAUACAGAAUGGAAUGAUAUUCUCCGCAAACAUGGCAUCAUCCCAGAGAAGCCAAAAGAUCCAGAGCCAAUCAUUCAAGAAGCUCUUCUCGAGGCUACACGCAAAGCCCACGAGAAUCGGCUCGAGGAUAAAGACUUAGAUGAACUCGCCGACCUGGAGGAUGAAGAGGACGAGGCAUUUUUGGAGCAGUACCGGCAACGUCGCCUCGCCGAACUCUCAACUCUUCAGAAGAAAAGUGUCUAUGGUCAAGUCUAUCCACUUCAGAAGCCCGACUAUGCGCGAGACGUCACGGACGAGAGUGCCAAUGCAUUUGUACUUGUCAACUUGACGUCUUCGCUUGGAACGAAUGUCGAGUCCCGAGUUUUGACUGAAGUCUGGCGUCAAGCAGCGGCAAAGUAUGGCGAUAUCAAAUUCUGCCAGAUAAGAGCCGACCUGUGUAUCGAAGGUUACCCUGAACGCAACACACCAACAAUUCUGAUCUACAAGGACGGUGAUAUCAGGAGGCAGGUUAUAACCCUGGCACAGUUGAACGGACCACGGACGAAUCUUCGCAACAUCGAGCAGCUUCUCGUGGACGUUGGCGCGAUCAACGAGAACGACAUGCGCCUUAAGCGAAAAGAUAGUGAGGAAGAGCUCGGCGGCAACAAAAAACCCAUAGAUGAUGAUGGUGAUGAUGAUGAUUGGGACUAGCGACGAAAUUUUAGAUCGGUCAAGCUAUACGGACCAAAACCACUCUCUACGAACCCUUACAGUCCCUAAGUUUCUCCGCGAAGCUCAGUAUUCGACCACCAAGCACUCUCAAAAUUUGCACAGCUCAAUUCCGCAGGCUGCUGCUAAAAUGCUAGGUCGAGAUGACAACGGACCGCUCAAAGGAUAUGAUCGAUUCCGCCUGUAGUCUGCCAGUCUUCUGGUAUAUAACUUCCGUCAGUCUUCAAGGGCCCUCGCGAGACAGACUUCUCUGCUCUGGUCCGAGUGUCGAUCAAACUGGCAGUGUCGAGAAAACAGUCAACGCAUCCUAGUCUCUAGCCAGCUUGAUACGCUGCCGUCGGCUCUCGCUUGUUCGGGUAGCAAAUGACACUCGAACCAGCCGAUGCUGCAUAUGCGGCUGCGGUUCGAGGUAGAGCCGUGUCGCCUGUAGAAAAUAUGUUUAUUUUCGAGUUUGCCUGAGCAUCAUGAAAUGAUAGUGUCGUGUAGACACUCUGAUCCAGAGCAUCAACCUUGGACUCAAAAAAGAUUCUCAAGCAUUGAAGAGGCUCUCAAGUUGUCGAUCCCGUCAUGGGACACAAAGCAGCCUCUCGACGACAAAGAUAGGACCCUUCAGUCAAAAGAGCUCAAACAAGUCCUCCUAAUUCAAAAUAUUUG